CCCGUUUAAAGGUACUUUCGUUUUAACAGAACGCAAGGAAGUCGGGGACGGUUCGGGACCUCCGGUUCUUUUGAAGGUUCUGAAAGCAACAGGAUGAGUCAGUGGUGUAAACUGCAACAGCUGGAUUCUAAAUUCUUGGAACUUGUGCAUCAGCUCUACGAUGAUAGUUUUCCUAUGGAGAUCAGGCAAUACUUGGCACAGUGGCUAGAAAGUCAAGAUUGGGACCAUGCUGCUGAAGAUUUUUCAAUGGCCACGUUGCUUUUCCAGAAUCUCCUGUCACAACUAGAUGAUCAAUAUAGCCGUUUUACCCAGGAAAACAAUUUUUUAUUGCAGCACAACAUCAGAAAGAGUAAACGAAACCUCCAGAAUACUUUUGUGGAAGACCCGAUGUAUAUGGCCAUGAUGAUCUCCAAAUGUCUCCAGGAAGAAAGGAAAAUCCUGAAGUCUGCAGAGGCCACAGAUCAGAUGCAAACGGACAGUGUGCAAAAUACUGCGGCGCUGGGAAAAGUGAAAGAGAUGGAUGCAAAAGUCACAAAUGUGAAGGAUCGUGUCAUAGAAAUAGAGCAAAUGAUAAAAAAUCUUGAGGAUGUUCAAGAUGAAUAUGAUUUCAAAUUUAAAACCUUUCAAGUCAGAGAUUGUGAACCCAACAGCAUGACCCAGGAUGACUAUAAAAAGGAAAAAGUACAGCUCCACACCAUGUAUUUGCAGCUUCACAAUAAAAGACAGGACGUUCUACGCUUGAUAUCCUCUUCGUUGCCUGUGAUUGAAAAUACCCAAAAUGCUCUGAUAACAGAAGAGCUGGUUGAAUGGAAGCAUCGACAGCAGAUUGCUUGUAUCGGCGGCCCACCCAACGCUUGUCUAGAUCAGCUUCAAAGCUGGUUUACUACAGUGGCUGAGAGUCUUCAGCAGAUUCUUCAACAGAUUAAAAAACUGGAGGAGCUGGAGCAGAAAUUCACCUAUGAAGCUGAUCCUAUUACCCAACAGAAGAAAGGGCUGUAUGAUCGGACAUUAAUUCUCUUCAAGCAGCUCAUUCAAAGCUCCUUUGUUGUAGAAAGGCAGCCUUGCAUGCCUACUCAUCCUCAGAGACCAUUAGUUCUGAAGACUGGAGUACAAUUUACAGUAAAGUUGAGAUUGCUGGUGAAACUUCAAGAGCUGAAUUACAAAUUGAAAGUGCAAGUUCAAUUUGAUAAAGAUGUUGGCGAGAAACUCACAGUGAAAGGAUUUAGAAAAUUUAACAUCUUGGGAACAAAUACCAAAGUAAUGAAUAUGGAAGAGUCAAAUGGAAGCCUAUCAGCAGAAUUUAGACAUCUGCAAUUAAAAGAGCAAAAGAAUGUUUCAAGAACUAACGAGGGUCCUCUCAUUGUAACUGAAGAACUCCAUUCCCUCUGUUUUGAGACAACAUUGGAACAGAAUGGCCUAGUAAUUGAAUUGGAAACCCUUUCCCUUCCAAUUGUUGUGAUCUCAAAUGUCAGCCAAUUACCAAGUGGAUGGGCUUCUAUUUUAUGGUACAAUAUGCUGAUAAAUGAACCGAAGAAUUUGUCCUUCUUCCUUAAUCCGCCAUGUGCAAGAUGGUCACAACUUUCUGAAGUGCUGAGCUGGCAGUUUUCUUCUGUCACAAAAAGGGGACUCAGUACAGAUCAGCUGAACAUGAUCGGGGAGAAGUUGCUUCCAAAUGGAUGUACUCCAGAUGGCCUUAUUUCAUGGGCAAGAUUCUGCAAGGAAAACGUGAACGAUAAAAACUUUCCCUUCUGGCUGUGGAUUGAAGGGAUCCUUGAACUGAUUAGGAAACACUUGCUCUUCCUCUGGAAUGACGGGCACAUCAUGGGCUUUGUCAGCAAGGAGCAAGAGCGCAUCCUGCUGAAGGAAAUGGAGACUGGGACGUUUCUUUUGAGGUUCAGUGAAAGUAGUCGAGAAGGAGCGAUCACUUUCACCUGGGUGGAAGGACCAGCAAAUGAUCCAUCCUUCCACUCUGUAGAGCCCUAUACAAAAAAGGAACUCUCUGCAGUCAGCCUGCCAGAUAUCAUUCGCAAUUACAAAGUGAUGGCAGCGGAGAAUUUUCCUGAGAACCCACUGCAGUACCUGUAUCCGUGCACUCUCAAAGACGUUGCGUUCGGAAAAUACUAUUCCAGACACAAAGAGUCUUCGGAACCCAUGGAUGUGGAUGGUAGAGCCAAAGGAUACAUCAAAACUGAACUAAUCUCUGUAUCUGAAGUCCACCCUUCCAGACUGCCUGGCCCUGAAGCCCUUCUGCCCAUGUCCCCGGAAGAAUUCGAUGAGGUAGUACAAGCAGUAACUCCUGCAGAACUUAUGAUGUGUACAGAAUGUACGCCGUGAACCCUGGCAAGGCCGCUGGCAUAAAGUUUUAGUGACUUUACCUGCAGGUGUCCUUACCUGCGGUUUCCAGAACCCAUAGGAGUUUCAUCACUUAAUCUCUUUUAGAGGCUUUAUAUCUCGUAAUGUUGUGUUUGAUUUACUGGUUUACUGCAAGAGCAGCUUGAAACUUCAGAAAUGCUUGCUUGCUACUAAAAAUAUUUAGCUAGCUACAGCGGUU
Protobothrops mucrosquamatus (brown spotted pit viper) is the source of this 2551-nucleotide messenger RNA. It is a transcript of the gene STAT1, whose product is annotated as signal transducer and activator of transcription 1. Gene Ontology annotation, biological process: type I interferon-mediated signaling pathway; response to peptide hormone; cell surface receptor signaling pathway via JAK-STAT. The transcript is spliced from 24 exons. Lineage: Eukaryota; Metazoa; Chordata; Lepidosauria; Squamata; Viperidae. Bases 94 to 2334 code for a protein of 746 amino acids. Gene Ontology annotation, molecular function: DNA-binding transcription factor activity, RNA polymerase II-specific; RNA polymerase II cis-regulatory region sequence-specific DNA binding. The record is from RefSeq and is a predicted model, not a curated record.